AUGGACUUGCUCGAACACGAGCGAGAUGACGACGACCGAGACGGCGGCGAACGUGAGAAGGCCGGCAAUCCAGCUCCACGUCGGAACGUGCGCGGCGUCAAAGAUCUUGUCGAGGUACGCCUGGCGCUGCGCCUGCGUGAGCUCGUCGUUCUCGUCGCCCUUGGCCUCGUUUUGGACCUCGGCGAUCGGCGUCUUCUUGGUGUAGACCUUGAAGAGCAUGUAGCCGAUCUUAAUGAUGCAGUACACCGCGUCAACGCAGAUGAUCGCGACGGCCGUGAACGUGUAGUAUGCCUUGAGGCCCGAGACGUCCUUGGCCACGAACCAGUCGUUGAGCUUGUACGCCUUGAGGUACGGCGUCAUGAUGGCCGACGCGACGAUGUUGCCGAGGAAGAUCGAGUACAUGACACGCAGCGGCAGCAUGAGCGCAAUGGCGUAGGUGCCCGGCGCCCAGUCGAACGUCCAGCCAAAGCCCGCCGCCUUCAUGCCAAAGAUCGGGAACGCACCAAAGCCGUCAAAGCAGAAGAGGAAGAUGCUCCAGCAGUACGAGAUGACACCCGCCUUGAGAAGGAGGUUCCAUUGGUACUCGACGACCUCCUUGGACGUAUGGAGCGUCUUGAUCAUGUAGGCUGUCGCGGUACCACUGGGGAAGAGGAGGCGCAUGUCAAUGAUAAACUUGCGGCGGAGCGGGAAGGAGAUGAAGAAGCCAAAGAGCGCAAUGCUGGCGCACCACGCAAACGAGUGGAUCCAGUUGAAGUCGAUGACGUCGGUCGCGAGGUUGCCCUUGGUCUUGUUGCCGACUUGUUCGUACACGGCCUGCGUGAGCGCAAGCACACCCGAGCCAAAGCCGGCCUGGCUGGCCAGACUCAUGCAGGCCACGGCGGUCGUCUGGAUGACGACGUUUUCUUGGACCGAAAAAAAGCCGCGGACGACACCGAUCUUGGUGAGGCCGCGCACGAUCAUGAAGCCACCGACACCGGCGAGCACGUUGAGGGACGGCGUGACACCGAUCUUGAGACUGUAGUACAUGGCGAGCACGCUGACGAAAAUGCCAACGAUCGCGCCGACGAUGAGCGCUUUCAGCGUAAUUUGCGGGUACUCGAGGCCGUUGGUGAUGGCUGCAAACUCGAGCACGUGCUUGGCCUCGUCGUCUUCACCGAGAGGCGCGGCCUUGGUCUCGGGCUCGUCGUACGGCGUCGUCGCCGGCGCGUACUUGGCGUGGGAGUCUUUCGGCGAGUCCAUGGAUGCACGUCGUCGAAAAAGGCAAAGUGA
Molecule: messenger RNA, 1269 nt
Organism: Saprolegnia parasitica CBS 223.65
Lineage: Eukaryota; Oomycota; Saprolegniomycetes; Saprolegniales; Saprolegniaceae
Exons: 1
Coding region: 1-1269 (422 amino acids)
Source: RefSeq, a predicted model, not a curated record